GGGUCGUUGUGGAUGGCGCGGAGUGAUGAAAGAUCCCAGCACGGCAAAAAGCGCGCCGCAGAGGGUGACCCAGAUGGCGCGCAACCACUAACCAAGAGAUUUAAUCAACUUCAAUUAGGUAUGUUCUCCCUUUCACACAAUGUUCCGCCGAGCCCCGGUGCUCGGGCCAGAUACCACGAGGAUCCAACUUCAACUUCAAUGACAACUUCAACUCCAAAUUCAACGCCCCUUCCAGUCUACCCACAGGUCCAAGGCAAUGAAAAUGAGUCGAUGCUUCUAGACGACACAGAACACACCACCUAUAUAUACGACCUAGAUCGAGAAUUGGCUGAUUCCGAUUCCCCGCCCGGUGCUUUAGUCCUCUUGCCUCUAGCAGAGCGUAUGCUCGCCGUACCCGAUUCCGUCCUUUCAGAUGAUUCCAAACAAGGGAAGGAGCUGGUUCUUUACUCCGAUCCAUCCUCGCUUUCCGUGCCGAGAGAGCAAGAUAGCGUAAGAAGGGCGAUAAUAGAGUCAAGAGCCAGAGCCAGGGCCAAAAAGACUCAACUGCAACAGCUUUCCCAUUCAAACGAUACAUCACAUACAUCACCUUUGACAUCGGCGCCUCCAUUAUACUCCAUUUCACCUUCGGACUCGGCUAAUAUCUGUGAUGAAGAUCUAAUGGACAUCGAUGGAUAA
Messenger RNA from Penicillium manginii, 675 nucleotides. RefSeq lists its product as uncharacterized. The record is from RefSeq and is a predicted model, not a curated record. Lineage: Eukaryota; Fungi; Ascomycota; Eurotiomycetes; Eurotiales; Aspergillaceae. The transcript has 2 exons. The annotation marks the transcript as partial.